Symbiodinium natans is the source of this 444-nucleotide messenger RNA. The record is from the annotation of a GenBank genome assembly. NCBI's taxonomy places the organism in Eukaryota, Dinophyceae, Suessiales, Symbiodiniaceae.
AUGCGAGUGCCCGUCUCCAGCCAGAUCUACCCUCUUCCUGUCUCGGUGGACGCGUCGUUGCUGCCACCUUUGACAGAUGCGCAGGGAGAUGCCAUGAAGAAGAUCAUGGGUUCGACCAAGAUCCCACAGGCACAGAAGAUGAAGUACCUGAGUGAAUGGCAGAAGGCCAAGCAGAGCGGCAAGAUGCCGACCUCUUCGGCCCAGGAACUCCGAGCCGACAUGUCCCUGAAGGACAUCCUCGCACUGAUGGAAGUGCGUGCUGAAAAAGCGCUGCAGGAUGGCUCGAUCAACCCCAAGUGGGGGAAAGCCAUCUCGGACCUGAAGGGGAGAAGGUUUUGGGUCAUCCCCUCUGACCAGACGCCCGACUGCGCCGCCAUGGUGGCCUCGGGUGAAACAUUGGAUGUCCGGUACAUGGCCAGACUGGAAGUCCCUCUGACAUCCUGA